Messenger RNA from Penaeus vannamei (Pacific white shrimp), 581 nucleotides. The record is from RefSeq and is a predicted model, not a curated record. NCBI's taxonomy places the organism in Eukaryota, Metazoa, Arthropoda, Malacostraca, Decapoda, Penaeidae.
GUAUCAAGUUCUGGCUGUGUGAUGCCGGAGAAUGUGUGUCAGAACAACGGCUGGGGCGAGGUGUGCGGCCCGUGGUCCAUCACCAAACCUUACUGGACCGAUGCCUACAAGCCAGGAGGAGACUAUUACACAUGCGUGGCGUCUUGGGACUGUAACGAAGCAACUGUUCGAGCUUACCUAAACGUGUCGAACCCUUACGCUACGUGUGAGACCUACGCACGCACUCAUGUCGGUGGGCCAUGGGGCAUCGAUCAGGACUACGCCACGGACUACUGGCAUCAGGUGAAGGACUGCCUCGACUAUGGCCUCUUCACACUUCCUCCUGAUGAUGAAUGAAGAUGAAUGAAACAAGAACUUUCAAAUACAUGCUCCUACACGUACAAGGCCAUUCUCUCUCUGUCUCUCUCUCUCUCUCUCUCUCUCUCUCUCUCUCUCUCUCUCUCUCUCUCUCUCUCUCUCUCUCUCUCUCUCACACACACACACACACACACACACACACACGCGCGCGGUCGACAGUUUGUAAGCCUAUUGUACACCAUGUGGAAGAUUUAUCUUCACAUAAAAAUCCAGAACAUUCCAAA